Messenger RNA from Quercus robur (English oak), 3378 nucleotides. RefSeq lists its product as uncharacterized. The coding region runs from base 144 to 3197 and encodes 1017 amino acids. Gene Ontology annotation, molecular function: Hsp90 protein binding; telomeric repeat DNA binding. The transcript has 13 exons. Gene Ontology annotation, cellular component: cytosol. Gene Ontology annotation, biological process: protein stabilization; telomere maintenance via telomerase. The record is from RefSeq and is a predicted model, not a curated record. NCBI's taxonomy places the organism in Eukaryota, Viridiplantae, Streptophyta, Magnoliopsida, Fagales, Fagaceae.
CGAAAAAAAAAAAGUUUCAAAGCGACGACGUUUUCACUGGUUCAUCGUCUUCGUUCUCGUGCACUAAGAUCAACAGCGAAACCAAAAAAAAAAAAAAAAAAAAAAAAGAUUAGCAAGCAUUGGCAGCGAGUUUUAGUUUAGUAAUGGAGGACAGUACGAAGAGAAAGAGAGAAAUGGAAACCAAGCUUAUCGGAAAGGUCAGCGAAGUAAUCUCAGCUAUAAAGAGCGCCAAGCACGUAGACGAAGUCGUUUGCGCACUUCACUCUCUCGCUCUCCUUCUCUUCCCUCUCGAUUCCUCGCUCCUUUCAGGUAGUGUUGAUCAGCGGUAUAAAGAGCAGGUCCUAAGUGCUAAGGUACCUUCAGAAGAAAAGAGGAGGGAGUGGUGGCAAGCGUUCUAUCAAGGAGCUGCAUUUCCAACAUUGGCUCAGUUUCUGUUACUUGAUCUUGCUUCCAAUUGGCUAGCUUGUUUCCCCCUUUCAGCGCGGAUACAUGUCUAUGAUGUUUUCUUUGUUGAUGGACUUGCCACUGAGGUUGUUCAGACCUUGGUUCCUUGUCUACGGCAGAAUGCAACUGAUGACCAUGAUGUUAAUUCUGUCCACUCCAAUACUGAAAGAUUACUUGUACUCUGCUUGCUGGAAAAUGAUGGGGUGCUUCAUAUGGCUAGAGAAUUUUGGCAGUCCAAAAAUUCUUUGAGUGAACGUUUAAUGCCAGUUGUAUCUAGGGUGGCGCAGAUAAUUGCAUCUAUUCCUGACAAAGCAAGAUUGGGAGCCCCAACUUCACUCUCAUCACAUUCGUUCUUCAAGCAAAUUACCAUUCAACUUCUUUCAUUAGCAGAAGAAAAGGAUGAGAAACUAUUUGAUAAUGGGACUCUCUGCAACAGAAGCGACAUGGGUGAUGCCUUGUUAUUUGUUGGGGAAACAUUUUCUCGUAUUUGUCGACGUGGAUCUUCUGACGUGAUUUCAAGUGAAAUAACUCCACGGGUUCUCAGGCAUGUUCGGAGCCUUCUGUCAUCAAAUAUUGAUUCAUCUGUAGCUGAUGUAUUUGAGUCAGACCUUGGUUCCCGGUUUUGGUUGAAGAUGAUUGAAGCAAUCAAAGAUCCUUAUGCUGUGGAAAGAUUGUCUGAGCAGCUUUUGCAUUAUUUAGCUAUUGAACAUGCAAGUGAUGUUGAAGCUUACUGGUUUUUUUGGCUAUUAUUUCAUCAGACUUUUAAAAAUCAGACAUCAGUGAGGUCCAUGUUUGUUGACAAAUUUUUACACUGGAAAAUAUUUCCUAUCUGUUGCCUGCGAUGGAUCCUUCAAUUUUCUGUUCUUGAAUGCCCACCUGAUGCUACUUCACUCACAAAAGGUCAUAAUAUCCGUGGUCUCUUAGACACUGUGCAGCGUCUGCUAGCAGUGUGGUCUAAAAAGGAAUAUGUGCAAUCAGCCCCAAUGGAGCAGCAAACUUAUUUAUCUGCAGCUGUAGGCCUUUGCCUGGAGAAGAUGUCUAAAAAGGACCUAGAUGAGACUAAAGAUGUGAUGCAUUUGAUUCUUCAAGGAGUCAGCUGUAGGUUGGAGAGCCCUAAUAAUUUAGUUCGGAAAAUGGCUAGCAGUGUUGCUUUAGCAUUCUCUAAAGUAAUUGACCCAGAAAAUCCACUAUACCUUGAUGAUAGCUGUACUGGUGACAUUAUUGACUGGGAGUUUGGGAUGCCUACCCUUGAAAAAAGGAAUCUGGAUACCUCAAAUUGCAAGCAAAAGGAUGGUCAUGAAAGUAAAACAUCUAGCUCUGCACAGGAAAAAGACUUCAAAUAUACCACCAAGAAUGUGAUAAGCAACAAUCUAAAGAGAAAAAACAAGAAAUUAUCUGAAUUCAAGUUUGUCGAUCCAGACGAGAUCAUUGAUCCAGCAACACUAAAUAAUGAAUCAGUCUCUGAUAAAGAUGAUGAUGAUAAUGCAAGUGAGAAUUCUGAUUCCUCGGGUGACUCAUCUUUACAGCCUUAUGACUUAUCAGAUGAUGACACAGAUUUGAAAAAAAAAAUUUCACAGUUGGUUGAUGUAGUUGGGGCACUACGGAAAUCUGAUGAUGCUGAUGGGGUGGAGAGGGCACUUGAUGUUGCUGAAAAACUUGUGCGAGCAUCACCUGAUGAGCUUAGCCAUUUAGCUGGUGAUCUUGCUAGAACUCUGGUGCAGGUUCGUUGCUCUGACUUAGCUGUAGAAGGUGAGGAGGACUCAGCCGAAGACAAGAGGCAAAGAGCAUUGGUUGCCUUGCUUGUCACAUGUCCUCUAGAAUCUCUGGAUACUCUAAACAAACUACUAUAUUCGUCAAAUGUUGAUGUCAGCCAACGCAUUAUGAUACUUGACGUCAUGACAGAUGCAGCUCAGGAGCUUGCUAAUUCUAAAACUAUAAAACCUAAAUAUCAAACAGGGCCCCUCAUAUCAAGCAUUUCAGAGAGUCAACCGUGGUUCUUACCUAAUAGCAGAGGGCCUGCUGGAGCUAGUUCUUGGAAGGAGAUCUCAGAAACUGAAACUUUGCUGAACUGGUCUACUCGUUAUGAGAGGGAACUUCCCUCAAAACCUGGUCAGAUCAGGAGAGGGAAGACACGCCGGUGGAGCCUAAGAUCAUCAAACAAACAAGAAAGCCAGAUAGAAUGGUCUCAUAAUAAGUUUCCCGUGUAUGCAGCUGCCUUUAUGCUUCCUGCCAUGCAGGGUUUUGAUAAGAAAAGACAUGGUGUUGACUUGCUAGGUAGAGAUUUUAUUGUCCUGGGGAAACUCAUCCAUAUGCUUGGUGUUUGUAUGAAAUGUGCAAGCAUGCACCCAGAAGCAUCUUCAUUGGCUCCCCUUCUUCUCGAUUUGUUAAGAUCUAGGGAGGUAUGCCAUCACAAGGAAGCAUAUGUCAGAAGAGCUGUUCUUUUUGCUGCCUCAUGCAUAUUGGUGGCACUUCAUCCUUCUAAUGUAGCAUCUUCCUUGGUUGAAGGAAAUCUUGAACUUUCUAUUGGGCUUGAAUGGGUGCGUACGUUUGCCCUUCAAGUGAUUGAGUCAGACACAGAUAGAGAGUGCUAUACGAUGGCUAUGACAUGUCUCCAACUCCAUUCUGAGAUGGCCCUACAAGCUACCCGAGCACUAGAAUCAGCGGAAACUACAUUCAAGGCAAAGGGUGUUGGUCUCCCUUCCAAUCUCUCCAAGGGGACAAUUAAAAUCCCUCAUUCAAUUGUGGAAUUUUAAUUUUGUUAAUCUUUUCUUACAUUGUAAGGUUUUUUGUACGGUCCCAAGCUGUUAAUUCUAGGCUCGUGAUAUGUAGGCUUUGUUUGAACAUAUAUUUUUCUUAAAUUUGUAUGAUUGUUAAAUAUAUUGACAUUAAAGUUAUGUGAAUUAUUUAUCGCAAAAAUUAAAUUUUCUUAAUUAA